Molecule: messenger RNA, 1856 nt
Organism: Nicotiana tabacum (common tobacco)
Lineage: Eukaryota; Viridiplantae; Streptophyta; Magnoliopsida; Solanales; Solanaceae
Source: RefSeq, a predicted model, not a curated record
CCAAGUUAGUGUUAUUUUCCUUAUAAGCUGGUGUUUGUAUUCAUGCCCAAUUCUCUCCUCUUAUUUCUUUUCUCUGUUCUUCACGAUUUGAGGUUCUUGCUAGUUCAUUUUGUGACAUCUCUCUUGGGAAAUCAUGGAUUCACUCAAAGAAGGUGAUUCUAGAAGUAGUAAUUUGGGAGAAUCAAUGUCGAAGAAACGAAAGGGCGGAGUCAGUGGAGUUGAAGAAACCCUAGACCGUGUCAGUCAGUUGCCGGACGCACUCCUCGUACAAAUUCUCUCUCUUUUGCCCACCAAAGAUGCCGUCGCAUCAUGUGUUCUCUCAAAACGGUGGUGUUAUCUCUGGUAUUCAAUUUAUAACUUCCUUUUCAUUAAUAGUGAUUACAGGACAGAAAACUUCAUAUACUUUGUGGACCACGUUUUAACUCAUUGCACUAGUUCCAACAUCAAAAAAUUCCAACUCAAUUUUGAUUACAUGACUCGAUGGAACUUUGACUUGGAAACCAUCCGAUGGAUUAGCUUUGCUGUAGAAAGAAAAGUGGAAGAUGUUAUAUUGUGUUCAGAUGAUGAAGAACUCACUUACAAAUUGCCUCUAUCUAUGGGCACUUGUUCGUCAUUAAUUACAUUGAAUUUGAGCCGCUGGGUGUUUGAUAAAAGACUGGCCAUUGCUUGGAACUCUCUUAAGAGCUUAAAGCUGGACCUAAUCAGUUUAGACGAUGACGAUAUUGUGAACUUACUGUCUGGUUGUCCUGCUAUGGAAACACUGGAGUUGUUCUUCUUUCGGGGUUUUCGUCGUCUUGAAAUUACUUCUUCAAAUUUAAAGAGACUAACAUUGGCAGGCCAUUGGCGGCCUGAUUUCGAAAAUGACACUUCUUUGGAAAUUAUGGCCCCGUAUCUUCAGCAUUUGGAGAUUUCGGGGAAUCUUUAUAAUCUCAUGUGUAGGCUUGUAAAUGUGUCUUCCUUAGUUAAUGCUAAGCUUACUUUCAACAUUACAUGUAUCAAAAGCAUCCAGUCUGGUGAAUAUGAUAAUGAUGUUGAGGAAGCCACUUGUGGUGAUUAUCAUCAAGUUUUAAGGACACUCGUGCAAGAUUAUCUUCAUAAGUUGAGUUAUGCAACCGAGCUAUCAAUUGGAACUUGCUUCAGAGAGGUCCUGUGUGCCUCACAGUUUGAAGGGGUGCCAUGGGUGCUGAUUCCAGACCUGAAAUGCAAAUAUCUUACACUAGAGUUGCAUAUAGGAAACUUUAAUUUGCAUGGACUAGCUGGCCUUUUGCGAGCGUCACCUAAUGCGGAGACACUCAACAUAGACAUCGCAAUUACGCUUUUUGGUUCCCCCUGCCGCUUUGAGUCAAAAUAUUUGGGCAAAGUAGAUAAUGCUAAUAUUGAGAGAAGGAUUUCAAGCUUUCCGUUUCCCAACCUCAAGAUUGUUAAGAUUGGUAUCUCCGUCGAAAUGUGCUUGAAGUAUAAUUUCGCAUGGCAAUUUAAAAAGCUUUUUGAACUUUCAAAAUUCCUGUUGAAGAUUGCAACGGUUUUGGAGAAGUUCAUUAUCACAUCAGAGAGAAGAAAGUGCAGGAGAUGUUCAAUGAACUGUGAGUCCCGACUUUUAUCUCAGUUGACUGAGAAAUUGUUACGUUGUGCAAGAUCCUCUGCCAAUCCUGUAUUUAUCUUCCAGGAGUGAGCUUUCCAUGACCAGACUGCAAGUAGUUUUCUGUCUCAGGAUACGAAAAUUUUCGCUUUAAUUGAGUUUUUUACAAACUGCUUAUGCAAUCAUGAACCUUUAGCUUCUCUGCAUGGCAAGUUUCUGUUCUGUUGAACUUAACCUUAUGGCAUAAUGAAUUUUAUGGUAGCUUGGUUCCUCAUGA